UGCGGAAGCGCUCCUAUUGAUACACGCUUUGAACCGCCGCUAAGGAAACAUCUAGAAGAGUGAGAGGGAAAAAAAUUAAACCGCGUCGCAAAACGCUCAGCAGAGGCCGCCAUCGGACCGGAAGUGCGCGACUCAGCAUCCCCAAAAGAAGAGGCAACAUCUCGCCGCUCUUUCGUCAGACUCGCAGCGAGCGGCGCGGAGGCAACAUGGCUCUCAGCGGACUUCUCAGCCGCCUCAUCCGAACGCGGGCGCUCGGCGGCGGGCAGCCCAGCCGAGCUCAGUCGGUGGCGGUGCUGGGGGCUCCUUUCUCGCGGGGCCAGAAAAGGAGAGGAGUGGAACACGGACCCAAAGUCAUCCGGGAGGCGGGGCUCAUCGAGAGGCUGUCCGGGUUAGAUUACGCCGUGCACGAUUUUGGCGACCUGACUUUCCAACACCUGGAGACGGACGAGCCCUACAUGAAUGUCAAGUUCCCUCGCACGGUGGGCGCCGCCAACAAGAAGCUGUCGGGCGCCGUGAGCCGAGCGGUGGGCACGGGCCACACCCUCGUCAUGCUGGGAGGCGACCACAGCCUCGGUGUCGGCUCUGUGGGAGGCCACGCCCAGCAGUGCCCUGACCUGUGUGUAAUAUGGAUCGACGCCCACGCCGACAUUAAUACGCCCGUGACGUCGCCAUCGGGGAACUUACACGGACAGCCGGUGGCCUUCAUGCUCAAAGAGCUGCGAGACAAGGUGCCUGAUCUACCUGGAUUCUCCUGGCUGAAGCCAUUCCUCUCCUGCAGGGACCUGGUCUACAUCGGACUGCGGGAUGUUGACCCUGGAGAGUACCACAUUAUGAAGAAUUUGGGGAUCCAAUACUUCACCAUGAGGGACAUUGACAGACUUGGCAUCCAGAGGGUCACGGAAGUUGCUCUGGACCACGUCCUGGCAAGAAAACAAAGACCAAUUCACCUGAGCUUCGACAUCGAUGCGUUCGACCCGUCUCUCGCUCCCGCCACAGGAACGCGGGUGAACGGAGGACUAACCUACAGGGAGGGCAUCUACAUCGCAGAGGAAAUUCACAACACAGGUCUGCUGUCUGUCAUGGAUCUGGUGGAAGUGAACCCCGUCCUGGUGUCCAGCCGGGAAGCCGUGGAGGCCACCGCCUCCCUGGCGGUGGAUGUCAUCGCGUCGUCUCUGGGACAGACGAGAGAAGGCGCUCACGUGGUCAUGGACGAGAGCCCCUCGGCGAAGGAGGACGACACAGAGCAGCUCUGCCUCUGAGGACCCUCGAAAUCCGCCGAGACACAAACAUUCCAACGUGUUGCGUUCAAGACUGCUAAAAGUCCGAGGAGCAGAGCAUCUCUUGCUUUUAUUUUGGUGUACUCUCUCCAUUGUAUUUAACCGUGAAAAGUAUUUGACUUGAAAGGUUUGCCGUGAAAAGCUUAACCCAAUUUAGACAGAAAUUGGAGCACAACCUACUAAUUUAUUUUAUAUUUAUUAUCAUGAAUUGUUUUACAAGAGAAUGAGCUCGUCUCAAAAGGUGUUGUGUUUUUUUUAGUCAAAACUAGCAGUCGUACGUUUGCACUUUUGGACCAGCUGUGGUUACUGUAUUUGUUUGGCAUGUUCAUAAUAUCUGUGACUAUGAAAGAAAAUGCUACUGUACAGCCUUGACGAUUCAAAGGCUAAGCUACGGGUGGGGAACCUGAUGUGGCCACUGAACUAAGUCAAGCACCUAACAUUUGUUUUAGUGUUCAAACGUAGACCUUCUGGUCUUCCACGUGCUACAAUUGUGUCCAGGUGUCAUUUUUGACGUGUCUUUAAUAGAGGAGUUUGUUCUCUGAGAGGUUCCGCAAAGUUCAAUCUAAGAACCACUGCUUUUUAUAUGCAUACAGUACAGGCCAAAAGUUUGGGGACACCUUCUCAUUCAAUGGGUUUUCUUUGUUUUCAUGACUAUUUACAUUGUAGAUUGUCACUGAAGGCAUCAAAACUGAACACAUGUGGAGCUAUGUACUUAACAAAGAAGGUGAAAUAACUGAAAACAUGUUUUAUAUACUAGUUUCUUCAAAAUAGCCACCCUUUGCUCUGAUUACUUUUUCGCACACUCGUAGCAUUGUCUCCAUGAGCUUCAAGAGGUAGUCGCCUGAUAUGGUUUUCACUUCACCGGUGUGCUUGAAGCUCACCAAGAGUGUGCAAAGCAGUAAUCAAAGCAAAGGGUGGCUAUUUUGAAGAAACUACAAUAUAAAACAUGUUUUCAGUUAUUUGACCUUAACUCCACGUGUUCAUUCAUAGUUUUGAUGCCUUCAGUGACAAUCUAAAUAGUCACAUUUAAUGAGAAUGUGUCCAAACUUUUGGCCUGUACUGUAUAUGAGGUGUAGUUUUGCAAAUUUUAGCGAAAAUCCGACAAAGAUGAAACCAUCUCUAAUCCAUUUUCAGUAGCAGGUGAGGUGUUUCUGUUGGACAUUGAUCAACAAGAGGCGGCGGGUACUCUGAGGAAACUUUAUUAUUUCUGCAAACAUCAUUGAUGAUUAUCGGAUUGAUUAAAGGAAUGGCUCAUUCAACGUAA
Messenger RNA from Entelurus aequoreus (snake pipefish), 2541 nucleotides. RefSeq names its product arginase 2 (gene arg2). Bases 207 to 1259 code for a protein of 350 amino acids. The transcript is spliced from 8 exons. The record is from RefSeq and is a predicted model, not a curated record. Gene Ontology annotation, molecular function: manganese ion binding; arginase activity. NCBI's taxonomy places the organism in Eukaryota, Metazoa, Chordata, Actinopteri, Syngnathiformes, Syngnathidae. Gene Ontology annotation, cellular component: mitochondrion; cytoplasm.